Messenger RNA from Nilaparvata lugens (brown planthopper), 1083 nucleotides. RefSeq names its product histone-lysine N-methyltransferase, H3 lysine-36 specific. Lineage: Eukaryota; Metazoa; Arthropoda; Insecta; Hemiptera; Delphacidae. The record is from RefSeq and is a predicted model, not a curated record. The transcript has 5 exons. Bases 97 to 531 code for a protein of 144 amino acids.
CAACAAAAUUUGGAAAUUGAAAGAGCAGAAGAAGAGCUUCAGAGACUUGAACUGCAGCAUCAGGAACGCCAGAGACAGAGACAGAGAAGGCAACCAAUGAGGAGACUAGCAGAGAUGGAGGUUGAUCGUGAACCUCCAGUCCUCCCACCACCACCCCCCGUUGAUAUUGUUGGUAAUCUGAUGUGGGGCCGGCUGGGGAAACAGCCCUAUUGGCCUGCAAUGGUGGCGGUCGAUGAGGACGGCCUAUACUUUAAACAGAAAAUAACUGAAAAUGGAGUACUUCGCCGGCAAUUUUACGUCGAAUGGUUGGCCGACGGGCGGCGGUCAUGGGUUGGGGCCACUUAUUUGGCCCCGUUCGAGCGCCCGGAAAAUCCCACCCCUGAGGGUCUCAGGAACACCCUUAGGGAGUGGGUCCUAAAUCAUAGGAAAUCCAAGGAAUCGCUUAAAGCACUCAAAAUUCCCCGCAGACUGCAGGGGAAAAUUGACGCAGCAAUAGAGGAAGCACUGGAAUUACAGGACAAUUUCCAUUAAAUAGAUUAAAAGAGACAAAGGCUUGGGGGUUAAUAAAAAAUGUAAGGAGUUACUCAGCAGAGGAGGGCAGUGUCUGUAGGGUGAGUGACAAACAUCAAUUCAUUUCAUUUUAAUUGUUUAUUCAAUCCAUACUCAAAAUUAAAUUACUUCUGCUUAUUACACAGGUACACUAUAUAACCUCAUAAAUUUAUCCUAUUUUAAAUUCAUCCAUUAAUUUAUGUGAUUAUGAUGAUAAUGAUAAUUUUUUACUAAUUUAAAUUUCUAAAUUCAAUUUAUAAUUUAAUUAUUAUGAUUGACUAUGCUUGAUGGACAGACAGGGAGAUUGCAAACCUCACUUGACGAAAGUUUAAAUAAUAGUUUUUCAUUGUUAUCAAUUCAUGGUAUCAUAAAAUUAUUUUUAUUGGUUCAAUGUAAUAGAAUUUCAGCCCUAUUUAUAGAAAUAAAAUAUAUUACUGAAGUCGUGCAUAACACGACUUGUCUUAGCUCAAUGCAUCAAUGGAUGGUGUAAUAAUAUUAAUAAAUAAGAAAGGAUUACAAGUCCCCAACAUUUUU